AUGGGGUUCCUCGACGGCUUAUGCGACUCCCCGGAUGGAGAGGCGAAGUUCUCCUGGCAUGAUUUCUGGCGCCUGGACAAUGUCUGCUCCCUGACGACGCUAGGCGCCGUGGUAGCCGGCCUGGUCGCCCUGCUGUCCUUCGUCGCAAUGCUGGUGCAUUACGGCUGCAGCAGCAGCGGCGGCGGCGGUUGCCGCGCUACGGGCUACGCCAACAAGCUGUGGAACGGCGUCAACGACGGCGGCGGGCGGGAGGAGACGAAAGGAAACGACGCUGACGACUACGGCGGCGGAAACUUCGCCUCAAGCGCAGCCGAGCCGCUGCUUGCGGGACACGACUCCUCCGCAGCAGGCGCGGGCGGGGACGGUGAUGAUAUCGCCAACUCCUUCUUCGGCGUCGUGGCGGCGACCACAGACGAGAACGACCACGAGGCCGGGAAGGUGGGCGGGGCGGGGGGCAAGAAGACGCCCAAGAAGGGCACCGGUGUCCACUGGCUCAAGCUCUUGCUGUACUGGAUCCAGGCCGGGUACCACCUCAGCGUGGGAGCCUUCACCCUGGUCGACGGCCACGCUGACAACAACCCAUACAAGUACGUGUCCUUCUCUAUCCUGAUCCUGGCGUGGACGGUUCACUGCUGCACCGAGUGCGUGCACCACGCCAUGAUGGGAAGGCGGCGCAACCCUGUAUAUCAGGUCAUUUUUCCGACGAUCGCUUUCGGAACGGCGCUCUGGAUCUUGCUCCGGACCGACGGGUUUGGUGGAGUCGAUGCAUCCGAGCCUGCGGCGUGGGACCUCGGACUUCUGUUGCUGAUCGUGGCGGUGGAGAUCUGGUCUUGCAUUCGUGUCGUGCCCAUCAAGUACUACUACCACUUGACUCCGGAGUACUCCUCGAGCAUCUGGUCGAUGUACAACUUCAACUGGUACACGCGCGUCAUUGACAGGGGCUACAAGGGAGAGCUUAAGAUGGAACAGCUGCCGGAAAUUGUUGACGAUGACCGAGCGGAGACCAUCUGGGCGCGCUACGCGAAGCUGCUGUACCCCCGUGGGCAGAGUGCCGUUCUAGACGGAGAGGAGCUGGACGUGGGCAGGAACAUCGUCCGCCUUGGGGGAAAGAGAUACUUCCUGCAGGCGGCGACUGCGCUCGUCGGGGCGCUCACGCAGCUCGUGUCGCCCUUGGCUCUCAACCAGAUCACGGACUACAUGGACACGUACGAUAAGGAUGCCCCGAAGCAGGGCAUCCCCCUCGUCGUCGUUGCUUCCGUCGCAGGGCUUUUCUUAGGCCAGGGCGUGGCGAACUACUGUGACGCGACCAUGUUCAAGCUCGGGCGUCGCAUGGGCAUCCGGUCCCGCUCGGCGCUGAUAUCGGCGGUGUUCCGCAAGGCGAUGGCCCUGGACAUGAGUAGCGCACACGCGGGACAACUCCAGAACCAUAUCUCCGUGGAUGCCGAGGCGGUGCUGAACCUCAUGGUGUUCCAGAUGUUCAUGUGGAGCGCGCUGGUGCGUCUGGUGUCGUGCAUCAUUCUGCUCUUCUGGGUGUUGGGCGUGUCGGCCAUCAGCGGGCUCAGCCUCGUCUUCCUGUCGCUGCCCCUCAACAAGGUUCUGGUAGAAAAGCUCAAGGCCUUCCAGCUCGAGCUCAUGAAGAGGCGUGACGAUCGCAUGUCCGUGGUGAACGAGGCCAUGAACGGCGUCCGCAUCAUCAAGCUUUUCGCCUGGGAACCGAACUUCCUCAAGAAGAUGGUCGAUGCCCGAUCUUUGGAGAUGGUCCUCUUGAGGACGUACAUGUUCACCCUGGGGUGCUUCAUGGUGGUGGUGAAGGCAUCCCCGAAUGUCAUAGGCACAGUGACCUUUCUGGUGCACACCAAGCUCCUUGGGUACCCUCUAACGGCUGCGACCGGCUUCACCGCCCUGGCUCUGUUCAACCAGCUUCGCAUGCCCCUCAUCGUGCUCCCCGACACCCUCAACUACUACAUCCAGGCUCGGGUUAGCUUCCGGCGGAUCGAGAGCUUCCUGUCCCGCUCCGCAGACGACGUCCGCAACGAAGAGGUCUACGGCAAAGCCGGCUCCGACCGUCACUCGCCCGACCUAGCCUCCGGCGAGAUCAAGAUUCAAAACGGAUCGUUCCGGUGGAGACAGUCUCUGGCGCUCUCUCGCCCCACGCUCUCCAACAUCAACCUUGAGAUCAAGCCCAAGCAGCUGGUUUGCGUGUACGGCGCUACCGGCGCGGGCAAGAGCUCCCUGCUAAUGGCCUGCCUCCAGGAGCUUGUGACGGUGGAGGGCAGGAGCCUCAUGAACGGCUCCGUGUCGUACGCGAGCCAGCGGGCGUGGAUCCAGAACGCGACGGUGCGAGAUAACAUCUUGUUCGGCUGCGCGUUCGAUCCCCGGCGCUACGACAUGGUUCUUGAGGCGUGCGCUCUCGAGUCGGACUUGGAAAUCCUUGACUCCGGGGACCAGACCGAGAUCGGAGAGAAGGGGGUCAACCUUUCGGGGGGGCAGCAGCAGCGGGUCAGCCUUGCGCGGGCGGUGUACGCGGACUCGGACAUCGUGCUGCUCGACGACGUCCUAAGCGCCGUCGACGCCCACGUGGGCAAGCACAUCUUCGACAAGUGCAUUCGCAAGGUGUUGAAGUUCAAGACGGUGGUGCUGGUGACGCAUCAGGUCAACAUGUCCGCACCAUACGCCGACAAGAUCGUCGUUCUAGAUGGUGAUGGCACCAUCAAGGAGCAGGGAACCUACGAGGAACUUACCGCACAGGGAGAGGGCCGUCUGACGGAAGUUAUCGAGGCGAGCGGUGCGAAGGCGACGCUCGUGCGACAGAGCAGCGACGCCAGCGUGGGGGGCGAUGACAAGGACACGAAGGACCCCAGAACGGCAGACUCCGGCAAGAAGAUCAUCGAGGUAGAGAAGCGGGCCGUGGGCCGGCCCAAGCUCGCCCUCUUCACCACCUACUUCCGCUACUGCGGGGGGCUGUGGUUCGGAAUCUUCUGGGCGGGACUGUCGGCUUUGUGGCAGGGGCUGUCGGUGGCCCAGAGCUUCACCCUCAAGGACAUGGCGCGAAGCGUGUUCGGGGCGCCGGUGAGCUGGUACGACGCCACGCCUCUCGGCCGCAUCUUCAACCGCUUCAGCUCGGAUAUCAUCACGCUGGACAAGGACCUCAUGAACGACGUCUCGAGCUACUCCGACAUGCUUCUUGGAGUGGUUGGCGUGGUGGUGGUGAUAGCCACGGCCAUCCCCGCGCUGACGGUGGCCAUGAUCCCCGUCUUGGGGCUCUGCUACUACUACUCGAACCGCUACCUCCAGACGUCUCGGCAGCUAAAGCGCCUCGAGGCAGUCACGCGGAGCCCCCUGUACGCGCACUUCGGCGAGAGCGUGAGCGGCGUGGCCACCAUCCGCGCCUACGAGGCGGAGAAGAGGUUUAUCCAAGGAAACGAAGACCGCGUCAACAACCUCAACCGCGCCCACUUCUCCCUGUGGUGCUCGAACUACUGGCUCACCAACCGCGUCCGCAUGAUCGGGGCCGCCGUGUGCGCCCUGGUUGGCGGCUUCCUCGUGGGCUCGGUCUCAAGCGUCGACGGUUCCACCGCGGGCCUGGUGAUAACCUACUCGCUCAACUUCACCCUCACCAUCGUGUUCACUGUUAGGCUCCACGCGCAGAUGGAGAUGAGCGUCAACUCCAUCGAGCGUCUGGACGAGUACUGCAAGCUGCCUCAAGAGGCCCCCGCCGUAAUCCCGGACCGAAGACCGCCGUCCAACUGGCCGUCGGCGGGGGAAGUGGACAUCAAGAACCUCACCCUCAAGUACGCGUCGUCCAACGAACCGGUGCUUCACGGCUUGACGUUCCACGUUCCCCCCCGCACUCGUGUGGGGAUCGUCGGGCGCACUGGGGCUGGCAAGUCCUCUCUCAUGAACGCCCUCUUCCGGAUGGUGGAGCCCAUGCCCGGGUCAUCCGUCGUCGUCGACGGCGAGGACGUGCUGCGGAUGGGUCUCCAAGACCUGAGGAGGCGGUCGAACAUCGACCCCUUCGACGACUACUCCGACUCGGAUAUUUGGGACGCCCUAGGUCGGUGCCGGCUCCACGACUUCGUGGCCGCGCAGGAGCUGAAGCUGCAGCACGCAGUGUCCGCCGAAGGCAGCAACCUGUCGGUGGGGCAGCGGCAGCUCAUGUGCAUGGCGAGGGCCCUCUUGAGGCGCGCGGCGGUCCUGGUCAUGGACGAGGCGACUGCCAACGUCGACCCGGAAACGGACGCCUUGAUCCAGGAAGCCAUGAAAGAGGGAUUCGGCGAUUGCACAAUCCUCUGCAUCGCGCACAGGCUGCACACCGUGGCGUUUUACGACCGCGUGCUGGUCCUCGACCAGGGUCAGGUCGCCGAGUACGACACGCCUCUGGCUCUCUUGCAAGACCCCUACAGCCAAUUCCGGGGCAUGUGCGAAAAGGCGGGAGACCUGGAAGGACUUAAGCGCGUCGCACAGGAAGCGGCGGCCAAGUCUUCCGGAAGUUCACCCAAGACUGCCGCUGCGGCGGAAGAUCCGAUUUUCAUUUAAUGAUCCGACAUUUUGCUGGAAGGUCCGAUAUCUACACACAGGUUUGCCUCUCGGAUUUCGUACAGAACCCUCAACUAAUAGAACUAUUAGAAAAACUAAUAAGCUUUGGCAGUUGUGGUCGGUCCCUUGCACACGUAGAUACAGAUAUCGAACCCUGACCCAAAACAGUCCUGUUUUUUAUGUGUGUGUUUUUGGCCAUGUUUCAGUAAUUUGUUGUUUGGAGUGCGGAGGGUAAAGGGCUGCCACGUGCACCGGGUGCGGUGAUGAUGCGGCAGUGAUGGGGGUGGUUGUCAGCAAGAUGCGUGGCUGACGGAAACAAAAGGUGUUUCGCCUGCUGUGGACUGUCUUCUCGACGAUCCCCUCCUCCUUUUAUUUUUUCUCGUUUGCUUUGUAUGUUUAGGUAUGAUUUUCCGUCGGAGAGAGAGAGGGACGGCGGUUUAUCAGUAGACCGUCCUUGCGUGUGAUUGGAUUGUGGUUUUACCUGUUUCGCGUUUUUUUCUUUCGUACAUGUUUUCGCUGUUGAUUUUGGGGCGCGGGGCGCUGAAAAUUGCCGCGGAUAGAUCUCUUUCGUGUCGGUCUUUUGGGCGUUGGGGUGGCAUCAACGCGCUGGGGAGUAGUGAGGGGAAACUGGCGUUAGCCUUGGCGGAUUCGAUCCGCUUCGUGGUGGCCUCAAUGGCAUCACAAACUGCUGUCGAGGCCAAUGGUUAAUCAUGUGUCCUGGGAGCAAUUGAGUUUGUUGAAGCGCUUGCGAGGUGUGGGGGAGUCGCAGACGAGACGCCCCCCUCCCUGCUACCCCCGACCGAAGGCCUAGAAGAAAGGUAGGCCCGAGGGUCCAGCUCUCCCUACGUUCUUUUGUGUCGUUUUCUUCGUUUUUGCUGCACCUGCUAUCGAGCACCUGUUCUUCCAUUUCGUUUCCGUCGGCGUGGCGAUGGUCCAUCGGCACCUCAACGGGAAGAAGAGUGUGUGCGCGUUGUGGAGAUAUGGCUCCACUUGCGUGGUGAUUUUUGGGGACGAUUAUGAUUUGCGACGGGGUGGUUGUUCAACAGAGAGAGAGAGAGAGAGAGAGUAGCGUCGGCGAGUUGGCGGUGCCCCUGAUGGAUGGAGCUUUUGGUGCGAGUUUAAGGAGGGCACGCGCGCGCGUGAGGUUUUCGGGCGGGAGGUAUUACAAAUAUAAAUAUGAUGGUAUUUUU
Messenger RNA from Ectocarpus siliculosus, 5726 nucleotides. Lineage: Eukaryota; Phaeophyceae; Ectocarpales; Ectocarpaceae. The record is from the annotation of a GenBank genome assembly.